GCACCUGAACGACAAAAUAAAAAUAAAGUUUGGCCUUGCGAUAUCUCAGUUAGUGGAUGUGGAUGAGAAAAACCAGUUAAUGACAACAAAUGUCUGGUUGAAACAGGAGUGGACGGACGUGAAGUUAAGAUGGCAUCCUGAGGAGUACGGAGGAAUAAAAGUUAUACGUGUCCCUUCAGACUCUCUCUGGACUCCAGACAUCGUUUUGUUUGAUAACGCAGACGGGCGUUUUGAGGGGGCCAGCACAAAAGCUGUCGUCAGGCAUGACGGCACGGUGACCUGGACGCCACCUGCAAACUACAAGAGUUCCUGCACCAUCGAUGUCACGUUUUUCCCAUUCGAUCUCCAAAACUGUUCCAUGAAGUUUGGUUCUUGGACUUACGAUGGAUCACAGGUUGAUAUCAUUUUGGAGGACCAAGACGUAGACAAGAGAGACUUCUUCGACAACGGAGAGUGGGAGAUUGUCAGCGCCACGGGGAGCAAAGGGAACAGGACGGACAGCUCCUGCUGGUACCCGCACAUCACGUACUCCUUUGUCAUCAAGCGCCUGCCUCUCUUCUACACCUUAUUCCUUAUCAUUCCCUGUAUCGGCCUCUCCUUCCUAACCGUGCUCGUCUUCUAUCUCCCCUCCCACGAAGGGGAGAAGAUCUGUCUCUGCACGUCUGUACUGGUCUCUUUGACGGUCUUCCUGCUGGUUAUCGAGGAGAUCAUCCCCUCGUCUUCCAAAGUGAUCCCUCUGAUCGGAGAGUACCUGGUGUUCACCAUGAUUUUUGUGACGCUGUCCAUCAUGGUCACCGUCUUCGCCAUCAACAUCCACCACCGCUCCUCCUCAACACACGACGCCAUGGCGCCCUGGGUCCGCAGGGUCUUUCUGCACAAGCUUCCCAAACUGCUCUGCAUGAGAAGCCACGUGGACCGGUACUUUGCUCCGAAAGAGGGGACUGAGGGCGCUGGGAGACCAGAGUCUUCUCAAAACCCACUGGAGGCUGCGCUGGAUUCCAUCCGCUACAUCACCAGACACGUCAUGAAGGAGAACGACGUCCGUGAGGUUGUUGAAGACUGGAAAUUCAUAGCCCAGGUGCUGGACCGGAUGUUUCUGUGGACUUUUCUUCUGGUUUCAGUUGUUGGAUCUCUCGGGCUUUUUGUUCCUGUUAUUCACAAGUGGGCCAACAUAACAGUCCCGGUUCACAUCGGACAGGCAAGCAAGUGA
This is a messenger RNA of Enhydra lutris kenyoni (northern sea otter), 1210 nucleotides long. RefSeq names its product cholinergic receptor nicotinic alpha 5 subunit. Gene Ontology annotation, cellular component: synapse; neuron projection; postsynaptic membrane. The transcript has 5 exons. Gene Ontology annotation, molecular function: acetylcholine-gated monoatomic cation-selective channel activity; transmembrane signaling receptor activity. The coding region runs from base 80 to 1210 and encodes 376 amino acids. NCBI's taxonomy places the organism in Eukaryota, Metazoa, Chordata, Mammalia, Carnivora, Mustelidae. The record is from RefSeq and is a predicted model, not a curated record. Gene Ontology annotation, biological process: chemical synaptic transmission; nervous system process; regulation of membrane potential.